GCUCACACAGUCCCCUGACCUAAACAUCUGUGGAUAGAUCUCAAAAGAGCAGUGUAUGCAAGACACCCCAAGAAACUUGUAGAACUGGAAGCCUUUUGCAAUGACGAAUGUGUGAAAAUCCCCCAGAGAGAUCCUUGGGUGACUGCAGUAAGAUGGCACGAGCAAAAGACCCAAGGUACUUCUUGCUGGACACAGUCCCAACAUCAGAUGACAAGUUAUUAACUGGAGCCAAGUUGCCAACCAGAAGACAAGUGUUGCUUUCUUUUAUUGCUCACAAGGAAGAAUUAGCCAAAGAAGACCCAAGCAAGAAACUGUUGAGAGAAGCUGCCAAUGCAACUUCUGACUUGGUUGUAACAUUCUAUGAAAAGGCUAAAAUCCCUGCCCUGGCAAGAAACAAAAUGGCUGAAGAGAUUAUGAAGUAUUAUUCUGUAUUUAAAGACCUGCUUAAAAUUCCACAGAGUGAAAGAGAAAAGGAAGGAAAGCCACUUCAGAGAAUAACAGAAUUUAAGAAGGGUAUGCAUCAGACAAUGAAGUUUUGGCCUAGGGAUGCACUACAGAGGAUUGAGAAAGAAGAAGAUAGAGCAUUUCUGAUAAGUAUGCAAGGUGACAGAAAAGCCAGUAUGACUGGAGUUGAUAAAAUUCAAGAAAAGAAAGACAGAAACAGAGAAAAAAGGGAGCAAGAAGCCACAAAGCAUGUUGAAAGAGAAGCUAUUAGGAAGAGACAGCUGACAACAGUAACAAGAGGUGAAGAAAUUGAUGAUGACAUGGAGGAAGAUAACUAUGAUGUUGAUGAAGUCUUUUGGCCAAAACACCCCAAGUCAUCACAUAAACGCACAAAGAAGACUGGGGAGGACAUUCAUAUUCCCUAUGAUAUCUUAAAAUCACCACAGUUAGUCUCUACUGCAGUGAGAAACAUUUCUCCAACGGCUCUUGCAUCAUCCAUGCAUGCUUUGAUAAGUACCUGCAAAGGUGAUAGUACAUCAAAGUUAAAGCUACAUCAAAGUCAGUCAUACAGGUACAGGGUACAGGCUGUGCAGGAAAUUGCUGAAAAUAUAAAGAGUGAUUGGACACCCCCAAAUCCAGCUAGCCUGCACUGGGAUGGGAAGCUCUUGGAGACCCUUGGUGACAAAUACAAGAAAGUUGAUAGACUUCCAACUCUUAUCUCAGGAGUGGGUGGUGUUAAGCUCCUUGGUGUUCCAGGACUGCCAGUGAAGUCAUCCCAGCCAGCAGGAAACCUAAUAGCUGAUGCUACUGUUGGCCUACUGAAAUCCUGGCAAUGUGAAGGAAAUGUUUCUGCCAUGGUGUUUGACACAACAGCUGCAAACACAGGUCACUUGACAGCUGGUUGUAUUUGCAUACAGCAACAGCUAGGAAGGGCACUAUUGUGGUGUGCCUGUAGAAAGCACAUUGGUGAGAUUGUCUUAACAAAAGUAUGGGAGGGUCUCAAAAUGGAGGUAUCUGCCAGCAAGGAUAUAACCAUAUUCCAAAGAUUCAGAGAUCACUUUUCCAUUCUGAAACACGAUGAUUCAACCACUUACACAUAUGCAGAUCCAGCUUCUGAUGUGUUCCUCUUAGAACAGAGGCAAACAGUAUGUGAUCUUCUUCAAACCCUCAGGCAAGACAAGUUCAAUAAUUUAGUUCGUGCUGACUAUAAGGAACUAUUGGAUCUAACCUUAUUGUACCUCACUGGGGAGUGUCCAGAGAGCUUCUCUCUUUGUAAACCAGGGGCAACUCACAGAGCAAGAUGGAUGGGGAAACUUUUAUAUGCCCUUAAAAUGGUGCUUCUUCAGAAGAAUAUUGAAAAGUCACCAGGAAUAUGCACAAGAUAUCAGGCUGCAAAACUUAACCGUUUUGUCACAUUUGUGGUGCAUAUCUAUGUACCAUGGUGGUUUACAUGUGGCAUAAGCAGUGCAGCACCUUCCAGUGACUUAACAUUGAUUGAGAACUUGAACAAAUACAAAGACAUUGAUGCUGUUGUAGCAGAGGCAGCCAAACUAGCAUUUCAGAGGCAUUUGUGGUAUCUGGUGCCAGAUUUGAUCCCCUUAGCACUUUUUGAUGAUGAACUUGGUGACAGAGAAAGGCGAAAUUUGGCAGACGCUAUUUUUGCCCAUCCCAAACUUGAUUCAUAUUGUUCUAGAUUUGGUACAUCAUUUGGCAAGCCAACAUUUCCUUGUAUUGAACAAGGCACAACAUUAGACAAACUAGCUGGAACUGACUCAUGGCAGUUCUUCACUCUGCUUCAUAUUGAUAGCUCCUUUUUGGACAAGCCUGUUGAAGAGUGGGCCGAAAAUGAUAGCUAUGUGAAAGGUAAAGAGAUAGUAGAUGCAUUAAGAGUGUCAAAUGACAGUGCUGAGAGAGGAGUCAAGCUUGCAGCAGACUUUCUGCAGUCUUCAAAGAAUGAGGACAAAUACCAACAGAUUUUGCAAGUGGUUGAAAAUGACAGGAAGAAUGUUCCAGACCAGCAUAAACGACAAAAGUGCCUAGAUCCGGAAACUUGGAGCUUAAUACUAGAUUAAAUGAAGAAAUUAUUAUCUGUCAUUUUUAUAUUAAGUCUUUUGUGUUUAAUAAUUAAUAAUCUAAGUGAGUUACUGAAUGUAUUAUGUAUAGCAGUACAAUCUGAGUACAAAAUAAAUUUAUUUUCCUUCAUUGA
Molecule: messenger RNA, 2650 nt
Organism: Neoarius graeffei (lesser salmon catfish)
Lineage: Eukaryota; Metazoa; Chordata; Actinopteri; Siluriformes; Ariidae
Product: histone-lysine N-methyltransferase PRDM7-like
Exons: 4
Coding region: 108-2516 (802 amino acids)
Cellular component (GO): nucleus
Molecular function (GO): protein binding; histone methyltransferase activity
Source: RefSeq, a predicted model, not a curated record